ACAAACCCGCUGUAACAGAAUGCGCUGGUGAUUCCCAGUCUGCUGUGCUUCUUCGUCUCACAUUCGGUGGGGUUUCACAAAGGAAACACUCAGUGGCUGUUGUCGGCACUGAACUAUUGACUAUGGUUCCGCUUAAACUGCUCAUAUUUACUCUAAUUUUAUGUAAACUCGUUGCUGAUUUGGAUGCGAAAUGUCCGAAAGGUAAAAAGAAAACCAAAGACAAUGGUUGUGCAGACUGUCAGGAAGGAUUUUUCCAGCCUGAAGAAAAUGAUUCCCAAAGGUGCAGCGUGUGUACAAAGUGUGAUGAAAAAACUACGACUGUAGCUCAAGUCUGCACGAAAGUGACAGACAGAACAUGUAAGUGCCGUGAAGGAUUUGUUGCUUGGCCGAAUGAUGCUGCCUCUUGCUACUGUCCCAUGGGGUUUGGACUAAUAAAGGGAGAAACGAUUAAAUGUUCAAAAUGUGAACAUGGAUAUUUCAGCAAAGAUAUCGAUUCAACCUGUCAAAAAUGGAAAGAAUGCAAAUCAAGUGUGAAAGAGAACGGCACCAACAUGUCAGAUGUCACCUGUAAUGAAGAGAAGAAUAACAAUGAUAUCACUACAGCCACCACAUCAAACAAAAUUACCUCUGUCAUCAAACACUUGCGAACCACGCGUCCACAUGAGGGGGGCCCAACUCAGGAGAUAAAUCGAGUUACUGCUACCACCCCCACCACCACAGCUACUGUAGCCUCAAGUACCAAAGGGACUCCCAUCAACCCCUCAAACACAGGAAACCAAAUCGGUAUGACCCUUCUCCUAUUUGGAAUUAUCGGACUGCUUGUUCUGACCGCCGUGACCUGUAGGCUUCACAUCACUCCUUGUGUGCAGAGAAAGCCAGCGGUGCAACCAAAUGACCCAUUGUGUCGGAGGCCAGUUGAGGAAAGCGGCGAUGACAGUCUGUGUCCUCUCAAAGUGAAUCCAGGGAAGCUCUGAGGUGAAACUAGACCUAUCAACUAAUUCUGUGAAAUUUGGAUCAGAUCGUUAUUAUAUCAAUAAUUUCAGACUGAUCACACAUAUAUUUACAUUAUAUUAAAAUAUUGUUACAUUAGAAGCAGCAUUUUAAAAGCAAACUAUUUAGCCUACUGUUUCUGUUUUGCAGCAGGCAUAUUCAGUCUGUGGUGUGGUCAAUAUUUGACUUUUGUUUGUUCUGUUAUAAUAGAAUAUUGGUGAAUUAUCUCAACAAUUUGUGUGUAUCAUACCUCACUUUUGUCACUUAACUGUAAAUCAGUUUGACGUAUAAGGUAGCUUUACUUAAGCUGUUAUACCUACUUUAGUAAGUUAAUUUUACUCAAAACAUUUUUUGCUUACUGUGAUAUCUUAAUAUUUAUUACAUUCCACAAUUUGGAUACAGAUUUAUUACCUUAUACUAUUUCCAAGUAAUCCCCUUUACUUUUGCUAAAAUACACAUACACACACACACACACACACACACACAUUACACACAGUACAUAUAUUGUACUGCGUUUUAACCCUUAUGAUGUUGUAUAAUGUCAUAUUUUUUAACAGGGGCAAAUGACAAGUUUCUGAGAAACAAACAGUAUGACCAGUAUUGUAGUUAAGAUAAUAACAAUCAAUACUACUUAGAUAUUUUACGCACUGAUAUUUUCUGUCUCUGUUUUUGUCAUGAUUUGUUUGUUAGCAUAGUUCCUCUGGUGGCAGCUCUGUUAAACUGAGAACUGUAAUGAUAAAAAAAAAUACUUUCAGUGGAAUGCAGGGUUGGGGGAGUUCCCCUUGUGGAGACAAAUGUGCCCUUUUUUUUCCCACUGAGAGAUAUGUCCUCUCAUGCAUGUUUUCAUUUCAGCCUUUGGAAAGACUGAUGUUAAAAAUGAGAGGAGUUUCAUACUCUUUAUACCUCACUGGAGACUUUCCCAAGAUCAGUAUAGUCAGAGGAGUCAUGAAAGCCUGCCCUCAUUGUUUCUAAUCGAUUAUGUUUUGCUAACAAAUCUGAUACUAAAGCCUUCAGAUCACAGGUGGUUUGAUGUGUAGCUGGUUGGUUUUAUGUGACUAGGGUAUACUUGGAAAAAGCUGCUUGGAAAAAGCUGCAGGUUGGUUCCAAGUCAUUGGACAGCGCCCUCUGUUGGAAUACUUCGAAGAAAAUAACUGACAUUUCUUACUUUAAAACACAGACUAGUUGCUAUCUGACUCCUAUUGUAGCACGUACAUUUUUUUGUUUUUUUGUUUUUUUUGUUGUAAUUUUUGUCUCAAAUAUUUUUUUCUCUAUUGUCAAAGUGCACUGUGAUGUCCAGAGAGUGUAUGAAUAAACUUUUUCUAAAUAAA
Molecule: messenger RNA, 2318 nt
Organism: Thunnus maccoyii (southern bluefin tuna)
Lineage: Eukaryota; Metazoa; Chordata; Actinopteri; Scombriformes; Scombridae
Product: tumor necrosis factor receptor superfamily member 21
Exons: 8
Coding region: 123-974 (283 amino acids)
Biological process (GO): regulation of cell population proliferation
Cellular component (GO): external side of plasma membrane
Molecular function (GO): cytokine binding; signaling receptor activity
Source: RefSeq, a predicted model, not a curated record